AUGGACGAACAGGAUUAUUACCUGCAGGAAAUUACCAACAGGGAUCAUUAUUAUUCCUUUCCCUAUCCUGGUGAAGAAUUUUUUCCUUUCACGGAGCAGCCCGGAGGGGCAGGACCCAUCCGUGCUGCAGAGACGGAGGAGCACCCAGGGUUCAAACCCAGCAGGAAAGAGUUAAAAGCGAAGAAAAACAACAAAAAAGGCAAAUCCAUUCUUGAAACGCCACCAGAUUGUCCUCCACUUGGUCUAGAGACAUUAAAAAUUACUGACUUCCAGCUCCAUGCCUCCACAGCAAAGCGUUAUGGCCUGGGGGCCCACAGAGGAAGGCUUAAUAUUCAGGCAGGUGUUAACGAAAAUGAUUUUUAUGAUGGUGCUUGGUGUGCAGGAAGAAAUGACCCUUAUCAGUGGAUUGAAGUAGAUGCUCGAAGGCUAACAAAAUUCACUGGAGUCAUCACACAAGGAAGAAACUCUCUCUGGUCGUAA
Molecule: messenger RNA, 480 nt
Organism: Acanthisitta chloris (rifleman)
Lineage: Eukaryota; Metazoa; Chordata; Aves; Passeriformes; Acanthisittidae
Product: inactive carboxypeptidase-like protein X2
Exons: 3
Coding region: 1-480 (159 amino acids)
Source: RefSeq, a predicted model, not a curated record